AAAACCAAAUAAAUAAAUAAAUAAAAAGAAGACUCGGAAAGUUCAGAGCCAAAUAGAACACACCUGCAUCGAUCGAGUUUUGGUACGUCGAUUCUCAAUUCGAACCUUUGGGUUUUCGAUUGUCAUCGAAAUCUCAAAUGGGUAUCGAUUGAUUUUCGUUAUAAUCGCUUCGAUUCUUUGAAUUUUGUGCGAUUGCUUUCGAUUGUCUCUCGGUGGAAAUUAGGGUUUUUGGGAUUGGGAUUUUAGGGUUUGAGGAAUCUAUGAUUUUUUCAUCUGGGUUUUUGAUUGAAAGUUGAAGAUUUUGAUGCAAUUAGUACCAUUUUUGGUUCAUUUGAUGGUAUUUUCUUGAGUGAAAUUGGGGGAAAUUUUGGAUUUGAAGAUAAUGGUCAACCAAGAUCAUGUUCGGAUCGAUACCUUAGAGCUAAAAUCUCUUAUUGUAAGAAAAAUUGGGCAUCAAAGAGCUGAAAAAUACUUUGAUCAGCUCAGAAAGUUGUUUGGUUUGAAGAUCGGAAAGUCCGAAUUCGAUAAAUCUUGCGUUAAGAUCAUCGGUAGGGAAAGUAUUCCGCUUCACAACAGGCUUAUUCGAUCCAUUAUCAAGAAUGCUUGUGUAUCUAAACUUCCGCCUUCAAAAACAAUACGGAAAGUAGGAAGUAACCUUCAAGUCGGAAAUGGUUAUCAACGGAAUUGUCUUCAAUCGCUUUACGGGGACGCAUUUCCUCCUUCCCCUCGUAAAGGUCGGUCCCCUGUUAGUCGGGAUCGUAAGUUUCGAGACCGUCCUAGUCCACUAGGUCCAUUGGGAAAGACACAAAGUAUUGUACCUGAAGAGUCCAUUUCCAAGGCACAAGACCAGAGUGCAACCGAGUUACUUUCACUUGGGAGCAGGCCUCCACCUGAUGUUGCAUCCGUAGAAGACGGGGAAGAGGUCGAGCAGGUGGCUGGAAGCCCCGGUGUGCAAAGUAGAAGCCCCGUAACAGCUCCACUUGGCAUCUCCAUAAAUUUCAGCGGAGCUCGUAAAUCUCUUCCGAGUUACCGCCCUGAGACUUGUCAAACGAAAGGCGAGCUACCAGAUACGAGAUCGUUAAUAAAUCGUUUACAAAAGAAGUUGGAAACCGAGGGAAUUAACGUCCCGGUGGAUUGUGUUAACCUAUUGAAUAAUGGCUUGGAUGCAUACUUGAAAAGAUUGAUCGAACCCUCUGUAAGACUAGCCGGCCUAAGGUCUCGAAGUCGAAAUUGCUCGCAACGAGCAGGAGAAAGAUCGUUUUAUGUAUCAACGAUGGAUUUUCGUGCUGCAAUGGAACUAAAUCCGCGGGUACUCGGAGAAGAUUGGCCUAUGCAACUUGAGAAAAUUAGCCUUAGUUCUUUGGAAGAUUGAGGGAGAAAAAAGAAACACUUGGUUAAAACAUUCACCAACAAUAUAGUAGCAUAGAAAAUUAUCAUUUAUGACUUUCAUAUUUACAAUGAAAUAUAUAGAAUAUGAUUUAGUUUGUUUUU
Molecule: messenger RNA, 1491 nt
Organism: Gossypium raimondii (Peruvian cotton)
Lineage: Eukaryota; Viridiplantae; Streptophyta; Magnoliopsida; Malvales; Malvaceae
Exons: 2
Coding region: 383-1372 (329 amino acids)
Biological process (GO): regulation of transcription by RNA polymerase II
Cellular component (GO): SAGA complex
Molecular function (GO): transcription coactivator activity
Source: RefSeq, a predicted model, not a curated record